Molecule: messenger RNA, 1465 nt
Organism: Dendronephthya gigantea
Lineage: Eukaryota; Metazoa; Cnidaria; Anthozoa; Malacalcyonacea; Nephtheidae
Product: adenosine receptor A2b-like
Exons: 1
Coding region: 395-1354 (319 amino acids)
Biological process (GO): G protein-coupled receptor signaling pathway
Cellular component (GO): membrane
Molecular function (GO): G protein-coupled receptor activity
Source: RefSeq, a predicted model, not a curated record
UUAGAAAAAUACCUGGAUGUCUUAAGGAUUUGUUGAUACAAAAGAUCAACAUUGAAUAAAGGAUUACCCAAAAUUUUUUGGUAUUUGUUUGUGAAAAGCUUCGUUUAAUGAUUGUAUAAGAAGUCAGUGGUUUAACUGGAAGAUUGUUCAGAUUACGUUUCAUAUUAUAGUCUGUGAUUUGUUACUGGGCUAGAAAAAGAAUUGACAAGCCUUGGACUUGCGAAGGAAAACUGGGAAGAGUAAUUUGAUGCAAGAGUAAAGAGUAUUAAUCUGUGGACAGAUUAAUUUGGAAACCCGGAAUUAUAAUAAAGCUGUUCACCAAUCAUUUUUUUGGCAUAGAGACAGCACUAAAAUAUCUAAAAAGUAAAACACUCUUAACAACUUUACCAGCGCCAUGAAAACGGCCACAUUUGAUGCUAUCGAUGACUACAAUCAUACUCAUUUAUGUUUCAAUAUUCAUGUUGAUGUUGAUCAUCGAACAUUUGGCCAUCUUGUUUCAGAUGUUAUUGUCUGUGCACUGGACCUCGCUUUGAUGUUCAUUGCCGUUGUAGCAAAUAUACUCGCAAUAGCUGCAUACCGCCGAUCAUCUGUACUGCAGACACCAUCCAACUAUCUUCUGAUGAUUUUAUCAGCCGUGGAUGUUGUUUUAGCGUUGACUGUCCAACCGUUUUUUUUCCUUUGGAAAGUACUGGAACUAGCGGAUAGAUUUUCAUGCUGGGUUUACUUGGCCACAGUCCUCUUGAUUAAUUUCCUCGGAGCGGUCUCAUUUCUUAUCACAAGCUGUAUAAUAUCAUUAGAGCGUUAUCUCUCCGUCUUUUAUCCGCUUUUUCAUCGAAAGAACGCUAACAAACGCUGUUUUAAAGUCGCCUUGCUGGUUAUUUUGAUAGGAUGGCUGGCGUUUCUUCUAACUAUGUUUUUAGGAGAAUUUCACGUUGUUUACUUUUCGGUCGCGACUUCGAUAGUCGCAUUGUGUUUGGCGGGAACGAUUCUUUGUUACCGAAGUAUAUUUCGCGAGAUGUCCCGACGCUGUGGCGAUCGUGUUGUGUCGGUGGAAAGCAUCACGGACGAGCGCCGUCAAGUUGGACGAAUUAAGCGGGAAAAAGCCACGCUGAUGAAUAUGAUUUUCAUCGUUGGCACGAUGACCAUUCUCUACGCUCCUAUAGGUGGAUGCGUCGUAUACGCCAUUCUGCUUGGCCGUGAUUGGGUGUACAUGAAUUACUUUGUACCGUGGGCGUAUGUACUUGUGUUUACAAGCAAUGCUAUUCAUCCUUUUCUCUACGGUUGGCGAAGCAGAGGAAUGAGAAAGUCUAUAAACGGAGUUAUAAGAAGUGUUUUUGAAGAAACCGAUGUUUAAAUGAUAAAUUGAAUAAUACGUAGUUCAGUUAAACCAUUCAUUAAGCUGGAGUUCAAAUUGUACGUAUUACAAAAGAAUGAAAAGUUAGGCCUUUUCCUGAUCAGAACAGUA